AUGUCAAAUGAUGAUUAUAAUAAUGGAUUUAUUGCAGUUCAUGUUGGUGCUGGUAAUCAUGCUGAAUCACAAAAAAAAAAUUAUCAAAAAUUAUGUAAAGAAGCAUGUAUAAAUGGAAUAAAAAUAAUAAAAAAUGGUAAAACAUAUAUUGAUGCUGUUGUUGAAGCAACAAAAAUACUUGAAAAUUCACCACUAACAAAUGCUGGCUAUGGUUCAAAUCUAACCUUAAAAGGUGGUGUUGAAUGUGAUGCAUCAAUAAUGGAUGGUAAUAAUUUAAAUUUUGGUGCAAUUGGUGCUGUUGGAUCAAUUAAAAAUCCAAUAUAUCUUGCAAAAUGUAUAUGUGAAUCACAAAAUAAACGUAUUAGUCAUGGUAGAAUUGCACCAAAUUUUAUUGUUGGUAAUGGUGGUCGUGAAUGGGCUAAAGAACAUCCAGAAUAUAAUAUUGAUAUUGUUGAUAAUAAUGAUUUAAUAUCACCAAAAGCAAAUAAAAUAUGGAAUCAUUAUAAACGUAAAAUUGAAAAUAAUAAAAAUAAUGAUAAUGAAGAUGAUGUUGAUGAUAAAAUUGUAUGUAAAAAACAAAAAAUUAAUGAUGAUAAUAAAAGACUUGAUACUGUUGGUGCAAUAUUUGUUGAUAAAUAUGGUAAUGUAUCAUCAGCAUGUUCAAGUGGUGGUAUUAUAUUAAAAAGUACUGGAAGAGUUGGACAAGCUGGUGUAUGGGGUUGUGGUGUUUGGGCUGAAAAUGGUGAUGUAUCUGUUGCAUCAUCAACAACUGGAUGUGGUGAACAUCUUAUUAAAACAACACUUGCUAAAACACUUGCUGAAUCAAUUAAAACAAAUAAUAAUACAGAUGAUUAUGUUAAAAAUAUUAAUGAUACAAUGAUGAAUGAUUUUAUUAAAUCAAAAUAUUUAAUUGAUGUUGAACAAAAACUUGGAGGUGGUAUUGUACUUAGAUAUGAUAAAGCUAAUAAUUUUGGUGAAUUAUUAUGGACACAUUCAACAAAUUCAAUGAUACUUGGUUAUAUGAAUUCAAAUGAUGAUAAAGCAAAUAGUUUUGUAUCAAUUAUGAAUUCACAAAAUGUUGGAAAAAAAGUUGUUGUUGAAGGAGUUGGAUUUAAACUUUAA
Messenger RNA from Aphidius gifuensis, 1122 nucleotides. RefSeq names its product threonine aspartase 1 (gene Tasp1). Lineage: Eukaryota; Metazoa; Arthropoda; Insecta; Hymenoptera; Braconidae. Gene Ontology annotation, biological process: protein maturation. The transcript has a single exon. Gene Ontology annotation, molecular function: threonine-type endopeptidase activity. Bases 1 to 1122 code for a protein of 373 amino acids. The record is from RefSeq and is a predicted model, not a curated record.